Lactuca sativa (garden lettuce) is the source of this 1963-nucleotide messenger RNA. Its product is annotated as threonine synthase 1, chloroplastic. NCBI's taxonomy places the organism in Eukaryota, Viridiplantae, Streptophyta, Magnoliopsida, Asterales, Asteraceae. Gene Ontology annotation, biological process: amino acid metabolic process. The record is from RefSeq and is a predicted model, not a curated record. Gene Ontology annotation, molecular function: pyridoxal phosphate binding.
AUAUAAAGUGGGAUCAGAUAAAAGUACGAGCACCUGACUCUUCACCACCACCCACUCCCCUUUCUCUCGAAUAUGGCUUCGGCUCCGGCCACCACCUUCUUCCCAAAACAUCGCCACCCUCCACCACCUUGCCGCCACUUCCAUAACCUCCGUUCAUCAAAAUCCACCACCAUCAGCUGUACCUCAUCACCACCUAUCAUCACGACAACCACUUCCGGUAACAACCGUCAGUCGAUCCCUUCUCUUCUUCCGUUCUCCGCCAAAUAUGUUCCCUUCAACGCCGUCACCGACGAAUGCUACUCCCUCGACGAUAUUAUCUACAGGAGCCGCUCCGGUGGCCUUUUGGAUGUCCAACACGACAUGGAGGCUCUGAAACAGUUCGACGGGAAAUACUGGCGAACGCUCUUCGACUCACGAGUCGGCCGUACCACCUGGCCGUACGGCUCCGGCGUAUGGUCCAAAAAAGAAUGGGUGUUGCCGGAAAUUGACAACGACGAUAUCAUAAGCGCCUUCGAAGGCAACUCCAACCUCUUUUGGGCUGAGCGUUACGGAAAACAUCAUCUCGGCGGCAUGAAUGAUUUAUGGGUGAAACACUGUGGUAUUAGUCACACCGGAAGCUUCAAGGAUUUAGGUAUGACUGUUUUAGUUAGCCAAGUUAAUCGCCUCCGUAAAAUGAAUAAACCAUUGGUCGGCGUUGGUUGCGCUUCCACCGGAGACACCUCCGCCGCACUCUCCGCCUACUGCGCCGCUGCCGGAAUUCCGUCAAUAGUAUUUUUACCAGCAAAUAAGAUCUCGAUGGCGCAAUUAGUUCAACCAAUAGCAAAUGGAGCUUUUGUAUUAAGCAUGGACACAGAUUUCGAUGGAUGCAUGAAACUAAUUCGAGAAAUUACGUCUGAAUUACCGAUUUACCUUGCGAAUUCACUGAAUAGUUUGCGAUUAGAAGGUCAGAAAACGGCGGCGAUCGAGAUUUUGCAGCAAUUUGAUUGGGAAGUUCCGGAUUGGGUGAUAAUUCCGGGAGGAAAUUUAGGUAACGUUUACGCAUUUUACAAAGGUUUCAAAAUGUGUCAAGAACUAGGUUUAGUUGAUCGGAUUCCACGGCUGGUUUGCGCUCAAGCUGCAAACGCAAAUCCGCUUUACCUCCAUUACAAAUCCGGUUGGGAAAACUUUUCUCCGGUGAAAGCUACCACCACAUUCGCUUCCGCUAUCCAAAUCGGAGACCCUGUUUCAAUCGACAGAGCAGUGUAUGCCUUAACGAACUCCGAUGGAAUAGUGGAGGAGGCGACGGAGGAGGAGCUGUUAGAUGCGAUGGCUGUGGCGGACUCAACCGGGAUGUUUGUUUGUCCUCACACUGGGGUGGCACUGGUGGCUCUGAUGAAGCUCCGGGAGAGAGGUGUGAUUGGGAAGAAUGAUCGGACGGUGGUGGUCAGUACUGCCCAUGGAUUGAAGUUUACUCAAGCGAAGAUCGAUUAUCAUUCAAAGUCGAUAAAAGAAAUAGCUUCCAAGUUUGCAAAUCCGCCGGUGGAGGUGGCGGCUGAGUAUGGAGCUGUCAUGGACGUCCUGAAGAAGCAUCUUAAAAAGGUUUCAUAGCAGCCGAUGAGUAUUCGACGUUGUACACGUUGUAAUGCUGUAUGUACAAGUAAAACUUGCAGGAUGCUUGAACUCAUCAAGUUAAAGUGGUGUGGUCGGUGCUUUUACAGUUUGUUCGGAUAUUUGCGGUUCCAAAGUAAUUGUAGGUCGAAGCAGAUGGAAAAAGUAAUUGUAGGUCGAAGCAGAUGGAAGUAAGAUACUAUAAAAGGUCGAAAGUGAAAAAUGUAGAAGCAAUUGGUUACAUCAAAGGUUAAUCAUGAAAAAGAAAGUAGAAUGUUAUAGAAUUUUUGUAAUUUUCCUUUUUUACUUAUCUUAAAGUUAAUAAUGAUUGUAAUUUGGCCAUUUUAAUAAAAAGGAAGAAUCGAAUUGAAUUGAA